Molecule: messenger RNA, 4801 nt
Organism: Apis laboriosa (Himalayan honeybee)
Lineage: Eukaryota; Metazoa; Arthropoda; Insecta; Hymenoptera; Apidae
Exons: 14
Coding region: 1108-2292 (394 amino acids)
Cellular component (GO): nucleus
Molecular function (GO): RNA binding
Source: RefSeq, a predicted model, not a curated record
UCCUCGCUUCGUGGUGACUUUUGCGCCGGAUUCUAUCCGUCGUUUCGUACCGUGAGCAUCGCCAAUGCUCGGAUCGACGAGUCUUCGAAUUCUACGCGUAGUCUUUCGACGGUUUUCUUGAAAAGCCCUUUGCGCCAUUGCGGGGGAGGGAUCCAACGAAUUUUUGUACAAUAUCAAUAUCGAAUUAUUUCGUCUCUCGAAGGGACGAGGAGAGCUACGCCACGCUUUUGUGCAAAACAGGGGGUUGAUUUGAUCGCCCUCCGUUCCACAGAUUCGAGAGUUUAUCGGGAGAAAUUUCGAGUGUGAGAUCAAGAACGAGAAUUAUCGCGCGUUGUAGACACGCAGAGAGGAGGAGGAGGAGGAGGAGGAGGAGGAGUGUUUUCACAGGAAGGGGAGGAGAAUCGUUCCUCUCGAGGAAACACAUUGAAUAGUAACGUCGCGAGACACGACGACGACGACGUGUCGACGAGGAUUCGCUUCUUGUGCUUGGUAUUUCUCCCUUUUCCACACCAUUUCACCCUUCCCCCCUUUUUUUUCUCGCACCUGUGUUUCGCUCAACCGAGUUUCCACCGCAUCGAAAGAUCAACCGAGAAGAGAGAAAGAAUCGAGCAGAAAAAAACACGGAAAUUUGCUGCUCGUCCACUCUUUUUUCCCCCUCUCAUUUUUCUCCCCUCUCUUUUUCUUUCUCUCUCUCUUUCUCUCUCUUUCUCUUUCUCUAUUUUUUCUUCGACUUCCCCUCUCCUCGAAUCGACGAAAAGAGUUUCUUGUGCGCGUCGGUGGAUGGAUCGUCGCCUUUGACAUCCCUCGAUAUCUGUCGGCUGUUAUCGUUCGGGUCGAGUUUGGCGACGGAAUCGAGGAUUCUCUUUAAGACGUAGAUUGGGUCUGUAGACGGGUUUAUCAGCUGUGCAUGUCCGAGUUCACUGAUUUAUUAUCAGCAGGGAUUAAUAGCAGCGAUCUGAUCGAAUAUAGGGAGGUAUCGGCGAGUACGGCUGCCACCACCAAUUUCUGUAACACCCGGAAAGCUUACGGCGCGUUGCAGUGGGAAUUUUAAACUGCUGCCCCGGCUGCCCGUUCGAGUGGGCUGGACUUUAGAGCUGGAGGAUAUACAUGGUGAAAGUUUUGGCGAUGAAGAUGAGCAAAGUGGGCAACCAGACCAAUUCGCAGGACCCACAGGCGGUGAAUUCCCGGGUUUUCGUCGGGAAUCUAAACACGUUCCAGUGCAGCAAGACCGAUGUGGAGCGAAUGUUUCAGCGUUACGGCCGUCUGGCAGGAAUAUCUAUGCACAAAGGCUAUGCAUUCGUGCAAUUCACAAAUCCCUUUGAUGCCCGGAGCGCCUGCCUCGGCGAAGAUGGCCGCACCGUUCUUAGCCAGAUACUCGACGUUAACAUGGUGGCCGAGCCGAAACCCCAUCAAACUGGCCGCAAGCGACAGAACGUGACCAAGACUGGCAACGAUUGGGACUACUACUACGACAGUUACUACGCGUCCACCGCUUUUCCACCCCGUUUGGCGCCACCAUUGAAGAGACCCCGGCUGAUGCCACCGGCUCGAUCCCAACAUCCUAAACAACAGAAGCAACAACCCGCCACGAACACGGCAACUGUACCCGAUCUGAAUCAACUUAAAGUGUAUAGCAACCCGGAUAUCCUGAUCUGCGGCAAUUGCAGGGAGAUGUUUACGGAUCUGGGCGAGUUGCUCGAGCACAAGCGGAAUUACUGCAAACUGCGGUUCACAUGUAAAUGUCACACCUUCAAUGGAACAGCUCCAAGAGAUUCUACAACAGCUCUGCUAUGCGUUCUCUGCAAGGUAUCGUUCCCUUCAGCAUGGGAAUUGAUGGUUCACGCCCAGGCAGCUCACAUGAUCAACAUUUACGAGUUGGGAACCCGACCCCAAAGCCCCAGAUCCGCUCCCAGCCCCCCUCAGAGUCCAAGCCAACAUCAGAAGGAAUCAUCACCGUCACCUCAAGAUUUUCAGGAAACCAAAGCAUCAGAUUAUGAGGAACGCGCGGAAGAAGAAGAUCUGGAUGGACACGAAUUAUUGCCCUCCCCUGACAGUGGUAAAUCAACAGACAACGAGGCAGCUUUGUCACCGAUUAAAAUACGAUCUGAUGUAAAUGGACUGGACCACGAAGAAUGCGACGAGUUGAUCCACGUUGAGAACACUACACAAGCUUGCAUCAUGCAUGCCCUCAGCAUUGACUCGUCCUUGGAACUAAACUCUGACACAAACUCGAGGGGAAGUUCUGGCCCAGUCAUGGCGUUGACUAAUGGAUCCUUGUCUGCGAAGGAAUAAGUCGAAGAGGAGAGAGAGGAAAAAAAAAAGAAGAAGAAGAAGAAGAAAAUUAGCCAUUGCAACAAGGUUUUCCCUAUCCAAGGGAUUCCCUGUACCAACGCGCCACCAAUGAGACAUAUCGAUCUCCUUUUAAGGAUAACACACCCCUCUGUAUAUAGCUUAAAUGCCUAACAAAUAAUUCAGGGUCGUCUCAUGCCAGAUCUGGGACCUAUUUUGGCGAAUUUAGUAUCGAUGGAUCUCGAAUCGUUCUGAGGAUUCGAUCAACGGGAAAGAUUUAAAGCGUUUCGCUUCCAUUUACGUCCAUCUCAUCGAUUAAUCCUCUUUCUUCCCCUCCCUCCUCCUUUCCUCAUUCUUCUCAUAUGCUCUCACUUCUUUCAUAGAAUCUAGUCUCGAAGAGAAAUCGCUUUUGGCGAGUUUCUUCCUACUCGUGUAAAUGGAAACUUCGAUUUCUUUAUUUUCUCUCCUCUUUAUCCUUUUCUUUUUCUCUCUUUCUCUCUCUCUCUCUCAUUCUCCCAAAUUCUUUUUUAAUUUCAUCAUUCGCCAAAAUAUAUUCGCGGUUUGAAAUUUACAGCCAAAAUCGAAUAACUUCCGAUAGAAUUCGAGGAACACGUAGAAAACGAGAAAUCUAGUCGAUCGAACAUUUUUGAAAAUUUUUUCUAGUCAUCGUGUUAUUCCUUGUCUGUGAUACGAUUAUUAAUAUCUUCGUUAACGAUUUCGUGGGAAUAAUUGUGGUACGUUGUUUUGCGUUGUAUUGUACAGGAUUGGGCAAUUUUUAUUUAAUGAAAUGUUACGUGGAAAAUAAAUUAUUUAAGAAAUUUUUAUAUUAUGUAUAACAUUAGAACUAAGCUAAACAAGUAAAAUUCCUUGUAUCUGCAAUUAUCAAAUAUAUCAAUAGAUCACAAAAAAAAUGAAUAUUUUUUUCAGAUAGGAAUAUACAAUUAUAUCUAUCACUUAUUACUUUUACAAUAUUUGCUUCUAUAAUUCUAAUUAUCUAUGUAUAAUCUGAUCAAUAUGUUAUAAUAGUUUCAUCGUUUAAUUUAUCCACAAAUUAUCAUUAUUCAAACAAUUGAAAUGCCACGUAACAAAAUUAUUUCAAUGCUCAAUCCUGAUAGAAUGGAAACUUUUGGGAGAUCCGUUAAAAUUUGUCCAUUCUUCUAUUCCCUUCCCUCGCGAGAUUUUUUAAGUAGUAGCCACGGAAGGAUUCCUAAAGUAGGGUGCAACGUUAAUGAAUUCUUUUUCUAGCGUCGUUGAGAAAUAGAUGAAAACCAGGCCGUCCGUUUGUGGUAGCGUUUUAUGAAAAUUACAGGUAGUCUUCCGACAACCCGGACGUGGGAUCGCACAGUAACGAAUGUCCACACACAUUCUCUCUCUCUCUCUCAGAAUUAGUUAAUUAAUCGCGUUCCUUUUUAAUUCCCCGAAGAAACCUUUCGUCUGGAUUUUACUCUUUAAAGACUCUACUCUUCCAUCACCAGUGGAUCCAAGAUUAACUCGAUCCAAGUAAUAAGUAAUAAGGUUGACGUCGUGUAUAUAUAUGUGUGUGUGUAUGUAUGUAUGUAUGUGUGUGUGAAUAUGUAGGGAUAUUAAAAAUUAUUCAUAUCUUUGACGAUGAGGAGAAAGACGAUGAUGGAACAUCUUUAUACGACAAUUACGAGAGAGAAAAGAAUAUUCGUUGAAAAUUCAAUUCGAUUUUGUUAUUCGAUAUAUGAUAAAAAAAAUGAAGGAAGAAGGAGGUUGAUAAAAAAAGGAAAGAAGGAGGGAAGGAUGAAGGGAAGGAGGUAAAGAAAGAUUUUUUUCAUAAAUUCUAUUUUUUUCAUCGAUUUAUCUCGGUGUGGUUUUUUUUAAAAUGAACCAUUGGAGACAGAAAUAUGAAAUUAUACGUCUUCCCUUGGCGCACGGAUGAAGUUCGUUUAAUUUACAAUUAAUUUAAAAGCUUAAACGGAGUUUGCCUUUCACAAGGUUGAAUAAUGUUGAACAAUUCUGGUGUGGAGGAAGGGAUGGAACACGUUUAUACGACAAUUGAGAGAAAAGAGGUAUUCAUUGAAAAUUCAAUUCGAUUCUACGAUAUACGAUAAAGGAGGAGAGUAAUAAAGAGGUAGAGGAAGGUGAUAAAGGAGAGGAGGAAGAGAAGGAUGACAAGAAGAGGAGAGGGGGAGGAGAAGAGAAGAGUGAUAAAGAGGAAGAGGAACAUAAAAAAGACUUUUUUCCGCGUCCCAUUUUUUUUUUUCAUCGGUUUAUCUAGCCGAGGUUUUUUAAAAUAAAUAUUGGAAACAGAAAUAUGAAAUUAUUCGCUUAUUAUUUCUCUUGGCACAGAUGAAGUUCGUUUAGUUCACAAUUAGUUUAAAUGCUUAAACUGAAUUUGCGUUUCACGAAGUUGAAUAAUGUUGAAUAAUUCUGGUAAAGAGGAAGAAAUAAAAUAUGUUUAUACGACAAUUAAAUUACGAGAGAGAAAAAAAGUUCGAAAAAUUCAAUUCGAUUUUACGAUAUAUGAUAAAAGAGAAGAAGAGGAGCA